AUGAGUGUAACCGUUGAGCAAGAGGCCUACGAGAUGCCGAGUGACAAUAAGAAAGUGCUGCUCAAAAUCGACGACGUCCAUUUGCAUUCGUGCGGUGUUUUUAGCAAUGUCUACAGAGGUCGUUUAAGAGAGCCGUAUGUGAAAGAAAUAGCGAUUAAAAAGACAUGGCCCGAAAAAGGAGAACGCAAUUUUGAGUUUAUAUUCCUAACGGGAAGAGAACGCGAGAAACACAAACAUGUCAUUCAAAUGAUCUACGCGUUCAGUCACACGUAUGGAAAUAAGGUUUGCGAAUCGUAUGUUUUCGAAUUUAUGCCGAACACUCUUGCUGACGUCAUCAAACUUCGACUCAACGAUUUUGACGUCAAACUAUACACAUGGCAAAUCUUCUGCGGUCUCAAGUAUUUGGAGGAGCACUGUGUGAUCCACCGCGAUUUGAAACCAGUUAAUAUUUUGGUCGACCAUUUCUCUGGAUUGCUCAAAAUCAGCGAUUUUGGCUCAUCGAAAGUUUUUAUUCGAAGCAAAGCCAACAAUUUUUAUCAAGUCACCAGAUUUUAUAGACCCCCUGAACUGCUAAUGAAAUCCACCGAUUACGACACAUCCGUUGACGUUUGGUCUGCCGGAUGCGUCGUCGCGGAAAUGAUCCGAAGAUCGGUGGUAUUCCCGGGACGAGACAGCGCCCAUCAGAUGAAGCUCUAUUGUCGAUGCUUCGGAGCGCCAACCGAUCAAGAAUUGAGAGCAAUGAAGGCCCAAGACAAGCUCGAUUCGGAGCAAGCGAAAUACACAAAAGGAUACGGCCUGCGAAAGCUGCUCUCCGAUAUCACUUCGGAGCAGAAUGCGUUCCUCCGAAAGGUUCUAGUGUAUACGCCAGAUAAACGAUUGCACGGUCGAGACGUUUUGAAAGACGAAUACUUCGCAGCGCUUUGGCGGCCGGGCGCUGUCAGGUCGAAUGAGCAGCCGGUUUCGAAAGUGAUAUCGCCGGAAGAGUAUAAGAAAUAUGUCGAUGGCGAAGAAUCUCCGACAUCGAAGCGACUCGCCCUUCUGACAUUGGCGAUGAAAUCCACCAAGGACCAAUUCAUUCCAGCGUGCGAAAAGAGUAAUUCGUACGAAAAUGUGCAGAUGCCUAGAAAAUCGACAUUGAUACCGAAAGAGCAAAAAAUGGCUCGCGAGCAGAAAUCGCGAGAAGACAAUUCGCGUGAAGAGAGGUCUCGUGAACGAGCUCAACAUAGCGAUGAGCACGUGAGCGACGGAAUGACGAUGAAAAAGAAUAAAUCGUUGGCACCCUCGAUGAUGGCGACAAUUGGAAAGAAAGGCUCAAGAGAUAGUCUGGUCGUUCGAAAGUCGAUUAUGAAAAUGCAUAGAAACUAA
Messenger RNA from Caenorhabditis bovis, 1365 nucleotides. NCBI's taxonomy places the organism in Eukaryota, Metazoa, Nematoda, Chromadorea, Rhabditida, Rhabditidae. The record is from the annotation of a GenBank genome assembly.